Molecule: messenger RNA, 2895 nt
Organism: Exophiala bonariae
Lineage: Eukaryota; Fungi; Ascomycota; Eurotiomycetes; Chaetothyriales; Herpotrichiellaceae
Exons: 3
Coding region: 1-2895 (964 amino acids)
Biological process (GO): regulation of transcription by RNA polymerase II
Cellular component (GO): transcription regulator complex
Molecular function (GO): RNA polymerase II cis-regulatory region sequence-specific DNA binding; DNA-binding transcription factor activity, RNA polymerase II-specific
Source: RefSeq, a predicted model, not a curated record
AUGGACAUUCUGCAUACCGUAGGUUCUUUGCCUGAGGGCGUCGGCUUGCAUGUUCCUACAGCUUUCCCUCUAGCAGAGUCAUCUGGCAACCUCCAAUCACUGGCGACUGCCUCCCGAAAUCGUCAGACCAAGCGUCAGUCACCGACAAUCGAAAGGCGAGAAGGCAUUGAAAACCAGGCACCAUGUUCGAAACAAGAAUCGCAAUUCCCCAUCCCAGAACGAACGCUAGGCUCCAAUGAUAGCAGUAAUCUUGCAAUCAAAGGAGAGCGUAUUAUCGAGCACCCAGUACCAUGCCGGCCUACAGCUUUAUAUGACCCGAAGAGGCCAUUUCUCCAUAAUCCUAAAUACCUCGAAUACAUGGGUCGCCAGAGACAAGAAUUUGGCAAAGAUGGGAAGCCAGUAUGGUCUGACGAAAUUGAGACUGCAUUUCAAGAUGCCCUGGUAGCAAUUCCAUGGAUGGGAAAAAAGAAAUAUUCUCAACGUACUACGCUGUUCGGACGUAACAUGCUUAUUGCAGAAUAUAUUCUUCAGGCAACAGGUGAAGUGAGAGAGCGCAAGCAAGUUUCGAGCCAUAUUCAAGUUCUUGAUCGCUUCCUCAAGGGUAUUCCUGAGUGGGACCUUCUGAUAAAGCCCACCAGAUUAUCCGGCGAGGUUGGCUCAAGUGACGGCCGCAAAUAUUAUCAUAAUUCUAUAGAGCACCUGGUUAAGCAACAAAAAGCUACAAGACAUCGUGGUCGAAGAUAUUUAUUACAACGUCAUAGAUUCAACUCGACUGAUCAAGAUAGUGGUUGGGAACCAGACUCCAAUGAUUCGAUGCUCGAUUCGAUGCUCGAUUUAUUCAGUCUUCAGCAUAUGAAGUUCGAAAUGUGGGUUAGCCCGCCAGGUGAUCCCGAACAUGCAAUACACAAAUAUACGAAGCUGCAGACUGCAACAGAGAGCAGAAUAUCCAUGCCACUUGAGAAUAUCAUCGACUGGAGGCUGUCGUUUCCUCACUUACAAAACAACAUGAAAGAAUGGUCUGGCCCGGCCCCUGGUGAGAUCGUGAUACUGGAUGUAAGCUUUCAACUCAUGGACAAUUUUCCACCUCCUCAUUCCAAGCUCGGCAUCGGAUUUGAGCUAGAAUUUGGCUCCGAGGACAAGGCAUUGUUGAAUAGCGCAACCCAAGAGUUAAAAUACUGCCAUUGGCACUCCGUGACUUUUGUAUAUCAGAAUGGGGAACAGAUCCGAGAGCCCAUGGCGGAGCAAUGUAUUGUUUCCAAGCAUGGACAAGUGAGACCCAUUUUCCAGUCUAGAUGGUGGGCAUCGACCUUCACAUCACUUACGGAAACCAAAAGACUUGCAGAGGAUUCUAAGGACCCAGCGGCUAUUGAAGCAGCGAACGAAAGAGUUGGUGAAUUCUUCCAGAGUUUGACCAUCAUGCAGGAGAUCUGGGCUACUCCCCCAGGCGAGACAGGGAAUCCUUUACCAAAACUAAUGGCUAUCCUUCUCUGGAAGUUCUCUGAAGCACCGGCUGGGUUUCUUGGAUCGACACUCUGGCAAAAGCUCAUUGCUCCACCUGAGCGCUUCGCCACGAACAGCCCUCUGCCACCCGAGGCUGAACUGGGCAUGCCUCCUCUUGCAAUGGAUGCACUGAUCCAAGUAGACCCUAGCAAUGCUCCCUUUAUGAGCGAAAACUUCUUUUUCGGAGACCCAGACGCAUGUAGGCCAAGUCACUUGCACCACCCACGGAUUGAGGAUGACAUCGAAAUUGAUCCAGAAGGCUUUCUUUCCUUUAAACCGCUUGAUAGGCCAGAUCUGGCUCGGGCAGAUGCUACUUUUGACAGCACGGCAGGUAUUGAAUCUACCUUCGAUCACCUUCACGACACAACCAAUCACUAUGCUUUUGGGCUCAAGGUUCCAAAUGGGCUUGGGAGACCUAGCCACGACAAAGACAGCACGUCAGCGAACAUCUUUGAAAUGCCACGCUCCGCACUGGGAAUGCCUGAUUCUUCCAAGGCAAGCUAUAUUUUGCUAGAUCAUAUGGCAGGAAGUCCAACUUCAUCCACGAAAGCUCAUGGGCCACCGUUGGCAAGGUUUGACAGGAAAUACCACACAGUUCUACAGGAGCAACUUGGAAUGGAGUCAGGUCCGCACGAUGAUCACCAACUAUCUGGUGGCACGCCCAAGAGUUCUGACCAAUCUCCUGUUUGCAAAUCUGAGGUUGAUGAAGCUGAGGAAAUUCAAAAUGCCAUGAGCUUUGGCUCAAAUAAUCAUGAGCCGUGGAAUGAGGUCGAUGAUCAAGACCAAGCACUCCGUUCUGCGUUGCUUGCUGUUUCUGCAGGAGAUAUUGUUGAAAGCAAUCAACUGUCACAAAAUCCACGAUCACCGAUUCAGGACCAGUUGAUUACGUCCCAGCAGUCACAAACACCUCACUGGAAUUCCCCUCUUACAUUCCGACCCACGUUGCAGACUCAUCAUAGUUUCCAUGGGUUGGAAUAUCAUUCUGGAAGCCAUGAAAGUUUUAUCAUGCAAGACCAACAUCUAGAGCCUUCGCCUCCAGAGCUAACAGGUCUUACCUCAGGCGAGACAUAUCUUGAGGCAGACACUUACACUACUCAUACACGUGUAUCAACUUUUGCGCGCCAUCAGAGCAAACCAUACGUUGGCCCGUACCAAAACCCUGAUGACAGUACACCCCAUACCGAAUCGCAACAUAGAUCACAGAGCCAGGAGAGCAGUUUUCAGGACGAUUCACUCACACAUCUCCAACUCCCAGGACUUUUCUCCGAUCAUGCGUCGGAUUCCCAGUCCCGAGACGCAUAUCUCGUUCCGCACGACCUGACUCCAGUAUUUGGAGAGGCUGUGUGUGCUGAUGAAGGGUAUGCCGAGGUCAAGAUGCAGGAUGUCGAAAUCUAA